Closterium sp. Yama58-4 is the source of this 897-nucleotide messenger RNA. Lineage: Eukaryota; Viridiplantae; Streptophyta; Zygnematophyceae; Desmidiales; Closteriaceae. The record is from the annotation of a GenBank genome assembly.
AUGGACACUGCCCCGAGCAUCCCCCUUACAAGCCCGCUCCAGACUCCCACAUCCAUUCCUGUACACCAAUUCGAUCCUGACGAUAUAACUCGCGAAGCUCACAACUACACCAGUGUGGCGCGCCGAUUGCCAGAUGCAGAGUUACCACAGCCCAACACCUCGCAGGACACCCUCCGCAUCGGCAAUGAAAGGGACGACAACGUCGUCGAGGUUCCAAGCUUCCACGACUACGAUCGCCUCCACUACGAAAAGACCAAUGAAACUGGUCUACGUGUCCUCGGGCUCGCUGUAGCUAGAAGGGAGUCGCGUGAAAAGUUCAUCCUCCUCGUCGCCUACGUCGACGAUCUUCUCUACACCGGCAAUGACGCGGAGCUACUUGAUCAGUUCGAAGCCGAUAUCAAGGAGAAGCUCGAAGUGACAAUCAAUCACAACGUUACGCAGUUUUUGGGUCUCAACAUCACUCAGUCCGGCUCCUCCAUCCAUCUCUCCGCCGUUAAAUACAUCGAAACUCUCGCAAAGAAGUUCGCCGUCGCACCAAUCAACCUCAUCACUCCUUACAGCACUCCUCCUCCUAAUCAUGAACCGGAUACCACGCCUCUCUCCAUCGACGAUCAUCGGCUCUAUCAACAGCAGCUGGGGUGCCUCUUGUUCGCCGCCGUCACAUGUCGACCCGAUCUCUCCUACGUCGCAAGCCAGCUCGCACAGUACCUGAAGCGACCUGAAGGGGAGAAUCUACUGAUUUUAUGCCGAGCACUUCAGUACUUCGUCUCUACCCCUGACGUCAAACUUACCUACAAAGCCAAUCUCACUGCUACUCUACAACUCCAUGGCUACAUAGAUGCAGACCGCGCGAGAGAUGUUGACAACAGACGCUCCUGCACAGGAUUUAUUUUUUAG